AACAAUAAAAUAAAAUAAGAUAAAAAAGACAAAAAUGGCGAAGUAAGCUUUGGGGUAUAGAAAAGAUGACUUGAAACACGGAGAAACAGAGAAAGAAGAAGAAGACAAAGAUCCCAACCACACUGUUCUUCUUAUUUUGAAAUCGUGAAUCCAUAAUCGAUUAUUCAAUUAAUCUCGAAUCUCGAAACUCUUCUCAAUUCAAUUCCCUUUCUCAAUUAUCAUCAAUCAAUCAAUCACAAUUCACAACAACAAUGUCGAUAAACAUGAAAACCCUAACCCAAGCACUAGCAAAAACCGCAGCAGUAAUAGAAAAAACGGUUCAAACAACGGUUCAAGAAGUCACCGGUCCAAAACCACUCCAAGACUACGAGCUUCUCGAUCAGAUCGGUUCCGCAGGUCCGGGUUUAGCCUGGCGACUUUAUUCGGCCCGGGCUCGUGAUCCUUCUCGGCAACAUCAGUAUCCUGUUGUUUGUGUUUGGGUUUUGGAUAAACGGGCUUUGUCUGAGGCUAGAUUGCGAGCUGGAUUGACGAAAGCGGCUGAGGAUUCGUUUUUGGAUUUGAUUCGGACUGAUGCUGGGAAGCUUGUUAGGUUAAGACAUCCAGGGAUUGUUCAUGUUGUUCAGGGAUUGGAUGAGAAUAAGAAUGCCAUGGCGAUGGUUACCGAACCUUUGUUUGCUUCUGUCGCUAAUACUCUUGGUUGUUUUGAUAAUGUUGCUAAUGUUCCUAAAGAUCUUAAGGGAAUGGAAAUGGGUCUGUUGGAGGUAAAACAUGGUUUACUUCAGAUAGCAGAAUCAUUGGAUUUUCUCCACAACCAUGCUCAUCUUAUUCAUCGGGCUAUAUCACCUGAGAAUGUUUUUAUCACAUUGAGUGGAGCCUGGAAACUUGGUGGAUUUGGUUUUGCAAUUUCUUCUUCUCAGAACCCUGGUGAUUCGUCUAAUCUGCAUGCCUUCCAUUAUGCUGAAUAUGACGUCGAAGACUCAGUUUUGCCACUUCAGCCAUCUAUUAAUUACACUGCUCCAGAGAUGGUGAGGAGCACUGCUUCUUCAGCUGGGUGCUAUUCUGAUAUUUUCAGUUUUGGAUGUCUUGCCUACCAUUUAAUUGCUCGCAAGCCGUUGUUUGACUGCCACAACAAUGUCAAGAUGUACAUGAAUACCUUGACUUACUUAUCCAGUGAUGCUUUCUCAUCUAUCCCAUCGGAUCUGGUUCCUGACCUGCAAAGGAUGCUCUCUUCAAAUGAAUCUUUCAGGCCAACUGCAAUGGAUUUUACUGGCUCACAAUUUUUUCGGAAUGACACUAGGUUGCGUGCUUUGCGCUUCCUGGACCACAUGCUUGAAAGAGAUAACAUGCAGAAGUCAGAGUUCUUAAAAGCAUUGUCAGAUAUGUGGAAAGAUUUUGAUUCCCGUGUAUUGCGAUACAAGGUCCUUCCACCACUUUGUGCAGAACUAAGGAAUGUAGUUAUACAGCCGAUGAUUCUACCAAUGGUUCUAACCAUUGCAGAGUCUCAGGACAAGAAUGAUUUUGAGCAAUCAACACUCCCAGCUCUUUUCCCUGUCUUAAGCACUGCUUCUGGUGAUACAAUGUUACUACUUCUAAAGCAUGCCGAGCUAAUAAUAAACAAGACUAGUCAAGAUCAUUUAAUUUCACAUGUUCUUCCAAUGAUUGUUCGGGCCUAUGAUGAUAAUGAUGCACGUUUACAAGAAGAGGUCCUGAAAAAAUCAGUAUCCCUUUCCAAGCAACUUGAUGCCCAGCUGGUGAAACAAGUGAUUUUGCCCCGUGUUCAUGGACUAGCACUCAAAACAACAGUUGCUGCGGUUAGAGUCAAUGCUUUGUUGUGCCUUGGAGACAUGGUUAACCGACUUGAUAAACAUGCUGUCGUGGAAAUCUUGCAAACUAUUCAGCGCUGUACUGCUGUUGACCGUUCCCCUCCAACCCUUAUGUGUACCCUCGGGGUUGCAAAUUCUAUUUUUAAGCAGUAUGGAGUAGAAUUUGUUGCUGAGCAUGUUCUUCCAUUGCUUGUGCCACUCCUGACUGCUCAACAAUUGAAUGUUCAACAGUUUGCCAAAUAUAUGCUCUUUGUCAAGAAUAUGCUCCAGAAGAUAGAAGAGAAGCGAGGAGUUGCUGUGACUGAUUCUGGAAUCCCAGACGUAAGACUAUCUUCUGUGGUUAAUGGCCUUCAGGUGGAAGCUCCAAGGACAAGCAACAGCACUGUUGCUGCUUCAACAAAAAGCAGCUCCUGGGAUGCAGAUUGGGGUCCCAAAAUAACGGGAACCGCCAAUUCUGUCGAGAAUUCUAUUAAUACAUCCAGUCAAUCUGCGACAAGCAACCCUGUGGGUCCAGUAGCAUCUUUACAAAAUAAUCUGUCCUUAUCUGGUGUAUCUAAUCAGCAGACAGCCAAGUCAAGUCCUUCAGUAGAUUUCGAGUGGCCGCCUCGUGCAUCUUCUGGUGUUACCUCACAAUUUGGGGAUACUGAAAGACAAACAGUUGCAGCGGGAACCUCAUCUACAUCUAAUCUUGAAGAUGACGAUCCUUUUGCUGAUUGGCCUCCGCGCCCUAGUGGCUCAUUAGCUGGUGGAUCUGGAAAUUCCAACAAUGGUACUAUAGGAAUGGCACUAAACAAGAUGGGGCACAAUUCAAUGACAAGCAAUUCAAGCAAUCUUGGUCUCCAAUCCAGCAACAAUUGGUCUGUCAACUCCCAGAAUGUCAACUCCCAGAAUUCUGUGGAGUCUAUCGGUAUGAACCCAAGGAAUUCUAGUUCAUCUAUGGGUAACCCGAAUAAUGGCUUUGAACCUCAGAGUUCGCUUGGGUUCCUAAAACAAAGUCAAGCGUUUCCAGCACCGAAUGUUGCUUCAUCAUCAUCAUCAUAUAAUAAUAACGUUAAAUCAACUGAUCUUGGAUCAAUAUUUUCUUCCAACAAGAAUGAACAAAUUGCACCUAGACUUGCGCCACCCCCUUCAACCACAGUGGGUAGAGGACGGGGAAGAGGGAGAGGAGCGACUUCAACCAAACAACCCUCUCAUACCAAGUCAAACAGUGAUCAGCCACCCCUUUUGGAUUUGCUGGGGUAGUUUGCUUCUAUUGUUGUUCUUUUAGAUUGUAUAUUUAUGCAACAUUCAAUGUUGAAUACUCGGAGACAUUUGCUGUGAAGGAAGAGAUUGCGGAAAAUCUUGCCACGCGACAUCUGCUGUAAGAGACUAUAUGUAAAGGUUUUGUUGUAUGUUGCUUAGUUUAUAGUGAUUUUGCAAAAAAAAAGGAUUAUUUUUUUAAUUUUUUGGUAUCCAUAUAUGUCUUGCUUUAUUCUUAGGGUGUCAGGCAAAUUGUAUUCAGAAAAGUCCUGAUUACUGCCACUGGGUUGAAAAUAAUCGAAGCAGUGAUUAAGCUUCUUAAACGAAAAUGUUUGUCAUUCCAUUAUGUAUGAUUUGGCUGUUGGUGGUAAUACUAGUGAUAGUUGUAACUUA
Trifolium pratense (red clover) is the source of this 3455-nucleotide messenger RNA. Its product is annotated as SCY1-like protein 2. NCBI's taxonomy places the organism in Eukaryota, Viridiplantae, Streptophyta, Magnoliopsida, Fabales, Fabaceae. The transcript is spliced from 14 exons. Gene Ontology annotation, molecular function: ATP binding; protein kinase activity. The coding region runs from base 252 to 3065 and encodes 937 amino acids. The record is from RefSeq and is a predicted model, not a curated record. Gene Ontology annotation, biological process: protein phosphorylation.